GCCCCCGUCCGGCAGCGAAUGAGCGUGCGCGCCGCGAGGGCGCCGGGUGCUCUGGCAUCUGAUAAGGGAUCAAUACGCGGGUGGGAAGCGCUCCCCGGGUUCGGUGUUGGUUGGGCCGGUACCAGAGGGUGCCACCGCGAGAGGAACCCAGGUCCCCGAUCGAGGCUGCCCCGGAAAUGCUUUCUGCCGGUACAAACAUGGCUGCGGCCCUGCGAACUGCAGGAGCCCAGCUCCGCGAACGGCUGGUGCAUGGCAUCUCAAGGGCCCGUCAGCCAUGGAGGUGUCAUUUGGGUACAGCAGCAGCGACAGCCACCACAGGGACGGCCCAACGGACUAAGAGUACAAAACCUCAAGCUCCACCAGAAAAGAGGAAACCGAAAACUGGAAUAUUAAUGCUAAACAUGGGAGGCCCUGAAACCCUUGGAGAAGUUCAUGACUUCCUUCUGAGGCUCUUCUUGGACCGAGACCUCAUGACACUUCCUAUUCAAAAUAAGCUGGCACCAUUCAUCGCCAAACGCCGAACUCCCAGAAUUCAAGAGCAGUAUCGCAGGAUUGGCGGUGGAUCCCCCAUCAAGAUGUGGACUUCCAAGCAAGGAGAAGGCAUGGUGAAGUUGCUGGAUGAGUUGUCCCCUACCACAGCUCCUCACAAAUACUAUAUUGGAUUCCGGUAUGUCCAUCCUUUAACAGAAGAAGCAAUUGACGAGAUGGAGAGAGAUGGACUAGAAAGGGCCAUUGCUUUCACACAGUAUCCACAGUACAGCUGCUCUACCACCGGCAGCAGCUUAAAUGCCAUUUAUCGGUACUAUAAUGAGGUGGGAAAGAAGCCCACGAUGAAGUGGAGCACUAUCGACAGGUGGCCCACACACCCUCUCCUCAUCCAGUGCUUUGCAGACCACAUUCUGAAAGAACUGGAUCGUUUUCCAUCUGAGAAGAGGAACGAGGUGGUCCUUCUGUUUUCUGCUCACUCACUGCCAAUGUCUGUGGUCAACAGAGGGGACCCCUAUCCUCAGGAGGUAGGCGCCACUGUCCACAAAGUCAUGGAAAGACUGGGUUACUCCAACCCCUACCGACUGGUCUGGCAGUCCAAGGUUGGUCCAGUACCCUGGUUGGGUCCUCAAACAAAUGAGGCUAUCAAAGGACUGUGUGAGAGGGGGAGGAAGAAUAUACUUUUGGUCCCAAUAGCAUUUACCAGUGAUCACAUUGAAACGCUGUACGAACUGGAUAUCGAGUAUUCUCAAGUUUUAGCCAAGGAGUGUGGAGCUGAAAACAUCAGAAGAGCGGAGUCUCUUAAUGGAAAUCCAUUGUUCUCUAAGGCCCUGGCUGAUUUGGUACACUCUCACAUCCAGUCCAACACGCUGUGCUCCAAGCAGUUGACGCUGAGUUGUCCACUCUGUGUAAAUCCUGUCUGCAGGGAGACUAAGUCCUUCUUCACCAACCAGCAGAUGUGACCCUGCCUGAGGAGCCCGUGGGAUUAGGCAGAUGGCCAACAUCUAGACACCUCUGUGUGGAGGGGCUAUUGUUUAGAGAUCAGGAAGGAAGCCACAUUAGUGGAUGCACAGCCUCUGGGCACAGACUGUAUGAUUUGCUGAAGAAUGGACUCUGAAAUCCUUACUGAGAGACUUCUGUUUUCUUAUACCUAUAUUAGUAGCAUUUAAAAUUCCCCUUUCUGGGUAAAUUUACUAGUGUGUAAUGUUCGCUAGGACAUUAAAAAAUGAGUUUAAAAAAUUUGUCUGAUGAGACACGUACCAAUUUAAAAUACAGAUUUUGUUUUUAUUGCCCAAACAAUCUCCUGAAAGGGUAUGGAGGGUCCCUCUGUGGGCCAUCAGUGUGCAUGAGAUCUGUUUACAUCCUUGUGCAUACAGGUUUUUUAAUGCAUAUAGUUGAGUUUAUGAAAUAGUAUUUGAAAAAUCAGUAUUACCUAAUCUUUUCCUAAACCAUAGGUUAUGGAAUGUUUGUGAGAUGGUUUGGUUUCCUACCAUGGUUGCCAUUGCUAGUGAGGCCUCCAUUUUUUGGUCAUGUAGUUGUUUGUAUGAGAAUCUCUUUCUUCACCUCUAAACUGAAUCAAGCACAGAUUUCAGAAGUGUUCUGAGAUUCCCUAAGCACAGAAGGCUAAUAAACGUGUAGAAAUCAGUGUUUGGCUGAUCUGCCUUGGUUUGAAUCCACCGUGCUUUAGGGAAGGGGCUCCUGCUGCUUCCUGUCUCUGAGGAAAGCAGUCAGGAAAUGCUGCUGAUGGGCUCCAUCUUGAAAUCUCCUUGGAGCCUUUCCAGCUGGUAUCUUCUUGAUCUUAGUUGAAUGUAUCCUUUAUGCACAUUUGAGAAUUAUUUUUAUCAUCGGCUACAUUUUGUAACCUUGGAUUCUUUCUUCAUUGACAUUUUUAUUAUAGAAAUUAUAUAGCCUUAGAGUAGAACAAUUGAAAAACACAGAAAGGUGAAAUAACCACUCGAAUGCAGAACUAUUAUCAUUUUUUUGUAUUUCAUGCCAGUCUUUUCCUGGGGAUAUUUUCAAUGCCAUUGUCACCUUGAAUGUGUGAGUGAAAAGUUGUUCUAAAAAUGUAGAAAUAAAAUCGGAUCAGAAUCUGAUCUUCUAUAGUUGGAUUUAAAUGGCUUAAAAACUCUGAUGGAUCCAUGAAGAAUUUGUAAUGUUCACGUCUUUUCUCCAAGCCCCCAAACUUUGUUCUUCAAAAGAGCAUUUCUUUGAUUGUUUUUAAAAAGCCAGUUCAUAAAAUGGAAGUAAUUAGGGGAUUCAUAGAUCUUCUAUAUUCAGGAUUUGCUGUUAAUAAAUAUUAUAACAUCAUUAAAGUUUUAACCAGUUUGA
Molecule: messenger RNA, 2814 nt
Organism: Sciurus carolinensis (gray squirrel)
Lineage: Eukaryota; Metazoa; Chordata; Mammalia; Rodentia; Sciuridae
Gene: Fech
Product: ferrochelatase
Exons: 11
Coding region: 177-1448 (423 amino acids)
Biological process (GO): heme biosynthetic process
Molecular function (GO): protoporphyrin ferrochelatase activity
Source: RefSeq, a predicted model, not a curated record